Molecule: messenger RNA, 1953 nt
Organism: Puma concolor (puma)
Lineage: Eukaryota; Metazoa; Chordata; Mammalia; Carnivora; Felidae
Source: RefSeq, a predicted model, not a curated record
AUGGAUGUGGCCGAGAGCCCUGAACGGGACCCUCGCUCUCCAGAGGACGAAGAGGAGGAACAGCAGAGGCUCUCGGACGAUGACAUUCUGAGGGAGAGCGGGUCUGAUCAGGACUUCGGCGGAGCUGGGGGGAGGGCUUCCGAUCUGGAGGAUGAAGACCACUGGGACUGAGCCAGAGGAGGAGAGAAACAAUACUCUGACCAGGAGUGACCAGGACCUGCGUGCAGUGCCCUGGGCAUGGUGCCCUUCUCUCACAAGGGAGGGAAGAGCGCGAAGGAAAUACUCUGAGGGACCAGGCUCUCACGGGUCACCAGGGACACCCGGACGGAAGCACAGGAGUUAGACCACACGAGGGGUCCUGAGAGGCCUGCCCCUGCCGUGGGCAGGAGUGACGAGGUCGGUGGAAGGCUGGCUGCCUUUAUGACACAGGAGAAGUCAGGCGGGACCGUGGCGGCCGUGACCCAUGCUGUGAGGACCUGUGGUGAAAGGAGCCGGGGUGGGGAGGUCCUGAGGCAGGAGACUCAUCCACCGUCUGAAAAUGAGGAUGACGAUCUGGAGGAGGGCGAAGUAAAGGACCCCAGUGACAGGAAGGUGAGGCCGCGUCCCACCUGCCGAUUCUUCAUGAAAGAUGUUGGGACAGCACUGUCCACUCCUCUCCCACCAAUAUCACAUCCCAUACCACUCAGAGGCCAGGUUAAAGGGAACUGCACGUGGGGAAUGAACUGUAGGUUUAUACACCCCGGAGUCAACGACAAGGGCAACUAUUCCUUAAUCACCAAAGCCGAACCUUUCCCGCCUAAUGGUGCCCCACCUCUUGGACCUCACCCGCUGAUGCCUGCCAACCCCUGGGGUGGGCCCGUAGUUGAUGAAAUUUUGCCUCCACCCCCUCCAGAGCCCCCCACGGAGAGUGCCUGGGAACGAGGACUCCGGCACGCGAAGGAGGUUUUAAAAAAAGCAACCAUUCGAAAAGAACAGGAGCCCGAUUUUGAAGAGAAAAGGUUUACGGUGACCAUCGGCGAAGACGAACGGGAGUUUGACAAGGAAAAUGAAGUUUUCCGGGAUUGGAAUUACCGCAUCACGAGGGAUGUCCGAGAGACAGCACUGGAGCCUUACGCAGAUCCGUACUACGACUAUGAAAUCGAGCGCUUCUGGCGUGGCGGGCAGUACGAGAACUUCCGGGUGCAGUACACGGAGACGGAGCCGUACCACAAUUACCGGAUGUUUGGUUCUUUUCGAUUCUCCGUCCGUCAAACUGAGCCACCAAAGAAGGAGGCCACCGCUGCCGGCCCGCAGGUGAAGCGAGCAGACGAGUGGAAGGACCCUUGGCGUCGGUCCAAGUCUCCCAAGAAGAAACUCGGGGUGUCUGUCUCCCCCAGCCGGGCACGAAGGCGUCGGAAAACAUCCGCCUCGUCGGCCUCUGCCUCCAAUUCCUCCAGGUCUUCGUCGCGGUCGUCCUCUUACUCCGGCUCCGGGUCGUCCCGGUCGCGCUCCCGAUCCUCCUCCUACAGCUCCUACUCCAGCCGGUCUUCCAGACACAGCUCGUUCUCAGGCAGCCGCUCCAGGUCCCGGUCCUUUUCCUCGUCCCCGUCCCCGUCCCCAACGCCUUCCCCACACAGACCUUCCGUCAGAACCAAGGGGGAGCCGGCCCCGCCUCCCGGGAAAGCAGGGUCCCUGAGCGUGAGCAGCGUCUCCUCGGUGUCCAGCGCCACGUCGAGUAGCAGCUCGGUGCACAGCGUGGACUCAGACGACAUGUACGCAGACCUGGCCAGCCCCGUGUCCUCAGCCAGUUCGCGGUCCCCCACCCCAGCCCAGACCAAGAAGGAGAAAGGCAAACCCGAUGGGGCAGCUCUGGAAAAUGUCCGCGUGGCAUCGGCACCCCUAACGAGCUCCGAGGAAGCGCUCCUGACGGCGCCCCAAGUCGGAGCAAGGAUGGUUUGGACGAGAGAAGAGUGA